AUGGAGUCCAAAAGAAGUAACGCAAGGCACCAAACUCAAAAUUUUUCCGAGGUAACAGAAAACUAUCAUCACAACAAAGUCAAAACUAAAAUUGAUUUUCUAUCAGCAAGACAUAAAUAUAUAUCCAGCUUAGAAACAACUACUGAUAAGAUAAAUACUUAUAGAAGUUUAUGUUCCCUCUUACAUGAACCAGAUAAGUCAGGUUUUGAUAGUUCUUUAGCGGACUUUGAAAGUGCAGCCAAGUAUUAUGAAAUGGGAGGGAAAGAGUUAAAAGCAGCAAGAGAAUUCAAAGAUGCUAUAGAUUUUUUUGAUAAGGCAAUAGAAUUGGGCAAAGAACAAGACUAUGAAAAUAAUCACCUGUCUGAUCUUUAUUAUCACAAAGCUAUUUCUCAAAAAAACGCAGGUGAACGUGAAGAAGCAUUGAGCUCGAUCGAAGAAGCUAUAAAAUGUGGAGGAGAUUAUAUAAAAUUAAAUUCCGCUAAAAAGGAAAUAUCAGGCGAGAACAAGCAAACAUCAAAGCUUUUAGAUAAUGCAAAUACAUUUGGUAAAAUUUCUACCAAAGUAAAACAAAACAAUAGUUAUCCUGAUCAUUCAGAAAAUGUGGUUGGGAAGAAUUCAGAGGGUCAAAUAGGUGAAUCAAUCCCAAUUGAAACAACAAAUCCAACAAAUAUUGAAACAGAAUCUCCAUGUCUUGGCGCAGUCAACAGCCAUAAACCUCCUGGACUCCCCAUUAAUAAUUCUAAAGCUGAAUCCGAAUUAAAUAGCGAAGAGGAAAAACAAGCUACUGUGGACAAUUAUCCUUCAAUGUCAGAGAUCGAAGUAAAUAUGGAACUAUAUGGAUAUUACGACGGCUUUAUGCAUACUUUUACCAGAGCUUACAAUUUUGCUCAAACAGUUUUACAUGACGGUGUAAAACUAAAUAAAAGCGAAAUUUUUAUUUUUGCAGAUGUUGGGCUCUGUCUAAUUUUGUUUAUUCCCAUUGUCGGUAAAAUUUUAUCACAAAUAGCUAACAUUGGUUUGAAUGCCAUUAAUAAAAAUAGAAUAAUAAAAGCUUCUGAAAACAUGUGUCGACUUGCUCCAUCAAUUGGUGAACUUGAAUCAAUGGUUAAAGAUGUUAUAAUUGAAGUAAUAAAAAACAGAGGAGAAACUAUAUUAAAUUAUAAGGAAGAUACCCACAAUAUUAGUCGGAUAAAAUUUCUAAACCAUCAUUCAAGGAAAUAUUAUCACAAAAGAUAUUCAACUGCUACACAAAAACUGGGCAAUAGCGAAGCUAGUGAAUUGCUCUCAAAAUGGAUUUUUAAUGGAAACUUUUAUGAGGGUAAAAAGUUGACACUUCCAAAAGAGAAAAAAGAUAGGCUGAUCGAAUUGGCGAUCGGUCUCACACCAAUUAUUACCAAUAAUGAUGAUAAAUUGAUUAGGUCCAAAUUACCUCAGAAAGAUUUGGAGAGGUUAAGAAGGCUGGCAAUUGAAGGUAAAUGGGAAAGAAUGUUGUUUCAAAGAGGAGUUAAAGAUUUUCUAAGCGACAGCGAGAUAAAAAAAAUGUUGGGAGAAAAUACCACAGAUGAAGAGGUUGAGAAUGCAAGGAUAAUAUUAUUUGAAGAAAUUAAUAGAAGCAUUUCAGAUAGUCGUUAUAAAAACCUUAAAUGUUUUAUAAAAUUUUCAGAAUCCUAUCCGGACUUAGUAUUAAAAAUAGCAAGGAAUUCUCCUCAACGUUUUGUCUCCGAUUAUAUAGCUAGAGUUUAUAUAGUGUUUUCAAGUUUCCUAGAUCUACGCCACUUAUCAUCGGUAAAUCGUUUAUUUAAAGCUUUAUCAGGACCACAUACGAUCACUGCGCAACUAUGGUUUAAGAGAUAUAGUCGUGAUAUACCAGAAGAAGAUCUUUUGAAAGUUGCAAAUGAAUGGAAAUUCCCAUUGGAGACAGAGUAUGCAAAAAGUCUUAUUACCAUCAAUGCUCCACCCGAACCACCAGGUUUGUCAGCAGAUCCACCAGGUCCAAAAAGAGCUUUACGUCGUCAAAAACGAGUUUUACACAUAGUGGAAAGAUUUAGUUUAUUUCUACAUAACAUGUUGGCCGUCAAUUAUUAUUAUAGUCAUGAUUGGGACAAAUUACAAAAAGUGGCAGAUGAUGUCGAGCAGUAUCUUGAGGAUUUGGGUUGGGUGCAGUUUUAUCGUGGCCAGAUGGAUCGAGGAAUCGAUUCAAUAAUGGUGUCAACUGUUCAAGCUGAUCAAGAAUUUGAAGCAAUAGCGUUUGAAGAUUUUACUAGAAAAUUAAGAACUGAUAUAGCGGCUGUUUCCACCAUAAAAACUUCAACCAGUGUAUUUAAGAUGGACAAGUCUCAUUCAAGAUCAACUUAA
Entrophospora sp. SA101 is the source of this 2355-nucleotide messenger RNA. Lineage: Eukaryota; Fungi; Glomeromycota; Glomeromycetes; Entrophosporales; Entrophosporaceae. The record is from the annotation of a GenBank genome assembly.